AAGCUCAAACACGUGUGUCUCCGUGCAUGCUGUGAAUUCAGGAUCAGACAAACAUUUACCGAUUAUUGAUUAUUAAACCUGAUCAGAAAUGACGAAGACAAAGAAGGAGAAGGUGUCAACUGACGGAGAGGAGGCGGGAGCCGAAGCCGGUACUGGAGCCGGUACCGGUACCGAGCGGAGCUACCAGGAGCUCAUCUCAUGUCUGAACCCCAUCGCUCAGCCGCUGGCCUCCAAAAAACUCAGCAAGAAACUCUACAAAUGCGUCAAAAAGGCUUCCAAAGUGAAGAACAUCCGCAGAGGAGUGAAAGAAGUUCAGAAGUUCAUCAACAAAGGAGAGAAAGGCAUCGUGGUUUUGGCCGGCGACACGCUGCCCAUCGAUGUUUACUGUCACCUUCCCGUCAUGUGUGAGGACAGAAGUCUGCCAUACGCUUACAUCCCGUCUAAGAUGGAUUUAGGAUCCUCGGCCGGAUCCAAGAGGCCGACCUGCGUGAUCCUGAUCAAACCUCACGAGGAUUAUCAGGACGCCUACGACGAAUGUGUGGAGGAAGUGACCAGCCUCCCCAAACCUCUGUGAGCCAAUCACAGAGCAGCUCUGAGUGAUGUCACCGAGCAGAGUGAUGUCACCGAGCAGAGUGAUGUCACAGAGCCGCUCUUUAAAGGAACAGUCCGACAUUCAACCUGAACUGAGUUUAACGAGUCGGAGCCAAUCAUCUUCUGACUUCAGAGUUACGACCAAUCGCAGCGAGGCGUCUGUGAGGCGGCCGCCCGACCAGCCAAUCAGAGGAGAGAGCAGCUCCUUUUCAGUUUAACGUGAAACCUGACGACGCGAUGCGGAAAACGCCGGAAAACAGAAUAAAGUUUAUUUUACUGUCUGAAAAAAGAUUCUCUGAAAGUUUUGAUUAAAGAGAAAAAAUAAAAAUUCAGUUUUUUAUGAAGUUUAAUGAACUUUAAAAUGAUCUGAAACAUCCUGAUAAAUAAUUAAAAUAACUUCUAAUCAAAGCUUCAGUUAGUUUUAAUGUUUCAGGAAAUAAUAAAACAACAGACGUAAAAUAAACGAUUGAAUAUUUUUCUGGUUUAAUCUGAAAACUGUCGACGGUUUUAUUGUUUUUUCUUUAACAUCAAAAACAUCAAAUACUUGUUUCCUUUUGAAUGAUUUUUGGUGUUUGUGCUGUUUUUUUAUUUUUAUUAUUUUUAAUAAAUAUAAAAGCAGCUUUAUGUUGGUGAAACUUUCUUAUAAAUAUGUUUUUUGUUAAAAAAAAAUAACGUGUGAUUCAGAUUCUUUUUUCUAAUUAAAAGA
Molecule: messenger RNA, 1297 nt
Organism: Scomber japonicus (chub mackerel)
Lineage: Eukaryota; Metazoa; Chordata; Actinopteri; Scombriformes; Scombridae
Gene: nhp2
Product: NHP2 ribonucleoprotein homolog (yeast)
Exons: 4
Coding region: 89-574 (161 amino acids)
Biological process (GO): snRNA pseudouridine synthesis; rRNA pseudouridine synthesis
Cellular component (GO): nucleolus; box H/ACA snoRNP complex
Molecular function (GO): box H/ACA snoRNA binding
Source: RefSeq, a predicted model, not a curated record